AUAGUAUCAAGGGAAUCAAGUCGCGUGGGUGUGGUUUAUUUGCAUGGCCAGCCAAUCGUGUCAUUGAAUAUGGACGGGAAGGAGCGUCUCUGUCUGGCUCAGAUAUCAAACACGUUGUUGAAAAACUUCAGCUACAACGAAAUACACAACAGGUUACGUGUGGCCCUUGGUAUAACAUGUGUACAGUGCACUCCAGUGCAACUGGAGGUACUGAGGAAAGCCGGAGCCAUGCCAUCGUCUUCCAGACGAUGUGGAAUGAUAACGAAACGAGAGGCUGAACGUCUGGUGCACUCCUUUCUUGAUGACGUCAUCCCACCGAAACUUCCGGAUGACUUCACGUUCAGGGUGCAACACGAUUGUGGCUGGGGUUGCCGUGGGGCCUUUGUUCCUUCCAGGUACAACAGCUCCAGAGCCAAGUGCAUCAAGUGUUUGAUCUGCGAUGUUUACUUCUCACCUAACAAGUUCAUCUUUCAUUUCCACAAGUCCAUCAAUUCUAAGUACAACCAUCCUGACGCUGCCAACUUCAACUCGUGGAGGAGGCACAUGAAACUGAUCGAUGAGAAGAAGCAGGGCGAAAUCGUGUUGAAUGCUUGGGAGGACGUCAAGGCCAUGUUCAAUGGAGGAAAUAGAAGACGACUU
This is a messenger RNA of Helobdella robusta, 639 nucleotides long. RefSeq lists its product as hypothetical. The transcript has 4 exons. The record is from RefSeq and is a predicted model, not a curated record. Gene Ontology annotation, molecular function: DNA-binding transcription factor activity, RNA polymerase II-specific; SMAD binding; RNA polymerase II cis-regulatory region sequence-specific DNA binding. Gene Ontology annotation, cellular component: nucleus; transcription regulator complex. Lineage: Eukaryota; Metazoa; Annelida; Clitellata; Rhynchobdellida; Glossiphoniidae. Gene Ontology annotation, biological process: negative regulation of BMP signaling pathway; negative regulation of transcription by RNA polymerase II. The annotation marks the transcript as partial.